Messenger RNA from Zymoseptoria tritici IPO323, 2139 nucleotides. RefSeq lists its product as uncharacterized. The coding region runs from base 1 to 2139 and encodes 712 amino acids. NCBI's taxonomy places the organism in Eukaryota, Fungi, Ascomycota, Dothideomycetes, Mycosphaerellales, Mycosphaerellaceae. The transcript has 11 exons. The record is from RefSeq and is a predicted model, not a curated record.
AUGGACUACUUAGAAUGGGUGGAUGAGCUUGAAAGACGCCUAUCGGAUCUCAAUCACACCACAUUGGAUCCGUCAUCGCCAGCAGACAUGUCACCACCAAAGAAGUCCUCCAAGUACAACCUCCGCAACGUGGUCCACGACGAGCCGCUUCUCGCCUCCGAGCGCGAAAUGAACCAAGACAGGUUGCGCACCUACGAGAACCUCUCAUACUCCCAGGUGCUUGACAAUAAGCGGCUGUGCUUCUCUCCUGCCUGGGUCCGCAAUGCUCUUGGUUGGUGCGCGAAGCAUCAGGUCUCCGCCCACUGCCUUCCACAGGGCCCGAAGGAGUUGAUCGCCUACAUGGAUGCCGUCGGCUGGACCGUCUCCGAUUCGGAGCUGUUCGAGAUCCUCGCUAAGAAGCUCCUUGCCUGGACGCAGCGCUGGAUUACCAACGAGAAGCUCUCGCCUGCCAUGGUCGAGACCAAACGCAACCCCACGCAGAGGUGCCUGGCAGACUGGGAUGCUACCUGGGCCGAUUAUACCCUCGCCUGGAUCGAUCCCGCCUUCGACUUUGUCCUCGGCCAAACUUCUGUGGAGCGCCCCAAGGGUACUCCGAGCUUGCCCUCGAGAAAGCCGCAUCCGCGCUCGUACAAAGCUAUCGAUGCCCUGGUCGAGGGCGCGACCGAGUAUCUUGAAUGCGUCGGCCCUGAACACGAACCUAAGGCUGAAUCUGAGGCUGAGUACUUCGAGUACGAGUCGGAUGCCGAGGUGAACCCAGAGAUGGAGGAGGAGAUGGAGAUGGAGGAGAUGGAGACAGUUGCGGAGAAGGCCGCUGAAGCCCAGGCACAGAAGGCCGCCGUGGCCCAGGCCAAGAAGAACGCUGAAGCCCUGGCACAGAAGGCCGCCGAAGCCCUGGCAAAGAAGGCCGCCGAAGCCGAGGCACAGAAGGCCGCUGUGGCCCAGGCCAAGAAGACCGCUGAAGUCCAGGCAAAGAAGGCUGCCGAAGCCAAGGUCGCCAAAGCCAAGGCGCUGGAGGCCCAUGUAUCCCGGACGAUCUUCGACGCAGCCGUGUCCCACCCACUCUUCGAAGACUGGCACUACGGAGAACAGGUCGAAAUCACCAGCUACGACGAGGCCAUAUUCGAAUCGGCUAAGCGACUCGAGCACUUCAAGCGCUGGUGGCAGGAGCAUCUGUCGGAGAAGAAGCAGGCCGACAGCGAGGACCAGGCGAACGCGGCGAAGGAGCAGGCCGACGCGCAGAAGCAGGCGCAGAACCUGCUUGUCUACAACGCCAUCUUGAAGUUGAAAGCGGAGAAGAAGGCCGCUGAGCUGGAGGGUGCCUUUGAGCCACUCGCCCCGUCACCGCCGCCGCGGACAACGACACCAAAGCGACCAUUCGAAGGUCCUCCUCGUAAAGUCCAGCAUGCGCCGAUGGAGGCAUGUCAUCGCCAAUCGCACGUCGGAAAAACAACUGCCGUCGCCUUCACUUCCUGGGUUCCGAAACAGGGGUACGCGGACAACAUCGCGGAAAUCGACUACGUGUCCUACGACUAUGACUUCUACCCGUUCUGGGACGAUCUGGAUCGACCACACCACGGUGAAGGUUGCAUUCAUGCUUCACUGACGACGUUCAUGCGCGGAGACACGAGCGGCACCGACCUCUACGUCUUCCACGCUUGGCUCGGGUCGAGAUCCUUUGUCAACCGAGAUCGGAGAUCCUCCUGCCAUAUCUUCGAACCUUCUGUACGGGAGGGAGCCUUGUGGCGCAGAUCAGGCGUGGUUUUCGGCGACUGUCCGAAGGAGGGAGAUGAGGUGGUCACGGCACGACGGCUGGAAAACGACGAUCAGCUGAAUUUCUUGAAUCCAACCAGAAUAUACAGCGCGCCUGCAUUCAGGAUGGAGCAAGGAGCAGUGCCAUUGAGACUCGGGCCACGAGCAACGAGGUGCCAGAUGCUGCUACGGUGGAUUUGGACGACUGCAACCAACCUCUCCAAGUCGAGGCCUUCAAAUAGACCGUGGAGUCGUGGAGGAUACGCCGGUCACGAAGACAACUACUGGGAGAAAGCUAGGAUAUGCGUGCGUGUCGGAUGUCGCGAUAUCGAGGAAUGCAGGCAAGACUGCCAUACCCAGUCGACGCAGUUCGAUCCGCCCAAAGCAUAA